AUGCACUCCUCGAUCUUUUUUUAUUCUAUCACAAGACCCUACCCAUUCCGAUGGUUUACUCCAGUGGUAAUAAUUGGCGGGUUUAUCCUCACGGUUAUCUUCACCCUUCUGAAUCUCAGCUCAAGCGUAUACUAUACAAAAGCUAUCUACACAACAUACCCCAAUGCAACCAUCGAGAAACUCAACGCGCGGUGGUUUCGCAGAGCACCGUUCAAUUGGCAAGGUGACGCGAAAGCUGAAUGCCAACCUGCCUUGCUAUCGGUCGGCAGCUCCAUUUCCACAGCAAACCUCGGCUUCAGAUAUCAGAUCACGGGCGUCAGGCCCGUGUCUGGCAACGACCAUUCAUCGUCUUCUCUGCCUGGUUCAAUGCGAUACAUGAACUCCCUGCUGCAGGAUUGCCAAGUGCAAGAAAUUUUCAUCUCCCUCAAGAAGGUUGACCCUUCUAAGCCGCCGUCUUCAACAUGGAACUCUUGA
Colletotrichum gloeosporioides is the source of this 474-nucleotide messenger RNA. RefSeq lists its product as uncharacterized. The transcript is spliced from 2 exons. NCBI's taxonomy places the organism in Eukaryota, Fungi, Ascomycota, Sordariomycetes, Glomerellales, Glomerellaceae. Bases 1 to 474 code for a protein of 157 amino acids. The record is from RefSeq and is a predicted model, not a curated record.